Megalops cyprinoides (Indo-Pacific tarpon) is the source of this 4686-nucleotide messenger RNA. It is a transcript of the gene cluha, whose product is annotated as clustered mitochondria (cluA/CLU1) homolog a. Gene Ontology annotation, molecular function: mRNA binding; protein binding. Gene Ontology annotation, biological process: intracellular distribution of mitochondria. Bases 121 to 4308 code for a protein of 1395 amino acids. NCBI's taxonomy places the organism in Eukaryota, Metazoa, Chordata, Actinopteri, Elopiformes, Megalopidae. The transcript is spliced from 26 exons. Gene Ontology annotation, cellular component: cytoplasm. The record is from RefSeq and is a predicted model, not a curated record.
UUGCUAAGUGGUGCUGUGUCCUUCCUGGGGAGAGUAGUUUCCGUGAGUGUACUCGAGCUGAAUACGGUGAGCUGAAACACAUUUCUGUUGAGAGACGUGUAAGACAAGCUCGCAGAUAUCAUGGUGAGCAAGACGGACGACAUCCCGGCGACAGUGCCCACCAGCAAUACCAAUGAUCGGGCAGAGGAAGGUGAGACGCCGGACAGCAGAGAUACCAUGAAGGAGUCGCUGAAGGAUCCCUGCGCCUGUGGCCACAGUUCUGACUCCACAGUGAUGAAUGGGGAUGGGUCACAUGAUCACACCGAGGAGGCGGGGUCUAAGCAGGAGGGGGGUGGAGACACGGAUCAAGGGGAGGAUGCCAACGAACAGGAAGUGAUAGUGAUCCAGGACACAGGCUUCACUGUGAAGAUCCAAGCCCCAGGCACAGAGCCCUUUGACCUGCAGGUGUCACCCCAGGAGAUGGUGCAGGAGAUCCACCAGGUGCUAAUGGACAGAGAGGACACCUGUCACCGCACCUGCUUCUCCCUGCAGCUGGACGGAAACGUCCUGGACAACUUCGCUGAGCUCAAGUCCAUUGAUGGCCUGCAGGAGGGCUCCCUGCUGAAGGUGGUGGAAGAGCCCUACACGGUGCGUGAGGCUCGGAUCCACGUCCGCCACAUCAGAGACCUGCUGAAGAGCCUGGACCCCUCGGACGCCUACAACGGAGUGGACUGCAACUCGCUGUCCUUCCUCAGCGUCUUCACCGACGGGGACCUGGGAGAGAGCGGGAAGAGGAAGAAGGGCAGCGAGCUGGAGCAGAUCGAUUGCACACCCCCAGAACACAUCCUCCCAGGAAGUAAGGAGCGCCCUAUAGUGCCACUGCAGCCUCAGAACAAGGACUGGAAGCCCUUGCAGUGCCUGAAGGUCCUGACGAUGAGCGGGUGGAACCCGCCGCCCGGCAACAGGAAGAUGCACGGCGACCUGAUGUACCUGUACCUGGUGACGAUGGAGGAGCGGCACGUCAGCGUCACCGCCUCCACGCGCGGAUUCUACCUCAACCAGUCCACCACCUACACGUUCAACCCCAAGCCGGCCAACCCCAGCUUCCUCAGCCACUCCCUGGUGGAGCUGCUCAGCCAGAUCAGCCCCACCUUCAAGAGGAACUUCACCGCCCUGCAGAGGAAGAGGGUUCAGAGACACCCCUUUGAGAGGAUAGCCACGCCCUUCCAGGUGUAUAGCUGGACUGCGCCACAGGUGGACCACGCCAUGGACUGUGUGAGGGCGGAGGACGCCUAUACCUCCCGCCUCGGCUACGAGGAGCACAUACCCGGACAGACGCGGGAUUGGAACGAGGAGCUGCAGACGACCCGAGAGCUGCCACGCAAGAACCUUCCGGAGCGUUUGCUUAGAGAAAGAGCCAUCUUCAAGGUGCACAGCGACUUCGCGGCGGCCGCCACACGCGGGGCGAUGGCGGUGAUCGACGGGAACGUGAUGGCCAUCAACCCCGGCGAGGACACGCGUAUGCAGAUGUUCAUCUGGAACAACAUCUUCUUCAGCCUGGGCUUCGACGUGCGCGAUCACUACCGCGAGCUGGGCGGGGACAGCGCCGCCCACGCCGCGCCCACCAACGACCUGAACGGCGUGCGGGCGUACGGCGCCGUGGACGUGGAGGGCCUGUACACGCUGGGCACCGUGGUGGUGGACUACCGCGGAUACCGCGUCACCGCCCAGUCCAUCAUCCCCGGCAUCCUGGAGCGCGAGCAGGAGCAGAGCGUGGUCUACGGCUCCAUCGACUUCGGCAAGACCGUGGUGACGCACCCCAAGUACCUGGAGCUGCUGGAGAAGACCAGCCGGCCGCUCAAGGUGCAGCGCCACGCCGUGCUCAACGAGAAGGACGAGGCCGUGGAGCUCUGCUCCUCCGUCGAGUGCAAGGGCAUCGUGGGUAACGACGGCCGCCACUACAUCCUGGACCUGCUGCGCACCUUCCCCCCCGACCUCAACUUCCUGCCCGUGGAGGGCGAGGAGCUGUCCCCGGAGAGCCAGCGGCUCGGCUUCCCGCGCCCGCACCGCCACCGCCUGGCCUGCCUGCGCCAGGAGCUCAUCGAAGCCUUUGUGGAGCACAGGUACCUCCUCUUCAUGAAGAUGGCCGCCCUGCAGUUGAUGCAGCACAAAGCCAGCAAAGAGCACAAGGCGGGGCCGCCGGAGAGCCAGCCGGCCCUGGAGGAGGGAGGGGCCGCCCCCGCGUCAGCGGAGAGCGUCCCGGCGUCGGCCGACGGUGGAGCGGAGGCGCCGCCUCAGGCGGAGAGCGCGAGUGCGGAACCAGAGCCCCCCGCGGCUCCGCCCACCGAGGCCGCCCCUACCCCGGCGGCCGCCAACGGGUCUUCCGCCCCGGCUGCUACGGCAACCGAGAACGGGGAGUGCGAGAGCCCCUUGGAGGGUAAGGAGGCAGAGGAGUCUAUCCCGGGACUAGCCCAGGCUAAAGAGCUGGCCGAGGCCUUAGCAGCGGAAGAUGGAACGGGUAUUGAUCCCAGGAGCCGAGAGGUGGUUCUGAAUGCUUGCAAGGCUGUGGGCUCCAUCAGCCUCACCUCCUUUGACAUCCGCUUCAACCCGGACAUCUUCUCCCCAGGAGUGCGUUUCCCUGACGACAGCUCUGAGGACAUCCUGAAACAGAAACAGCUGCUAAAAGAUGCUGCUGCCUUUUUGCUCUCCUGUCAGAUCCCAUCCCUGGUGAAGGACUGCCUGGACCACAGUGCUCUGCCCAUGGAUGGAGCGACGCUGACCGAGGCCCUCCACCAGCGUGGCAUCAAUAUCCGUUACCUUGGCGACGUGCUGGACUUUGUUGACAAGACCCCAGCCAGGGUCCAGCUGGACCACCUUUAUAAAAUUGGAAUCAGCGAGUUGAUUACAAGAUGUGCAAAACACAUAUUUAAGACAUACCUCCAGGGCGUGGAGCUGUCUGCGCUGUCUGCUGCUGUUAGCCACUUCCUCAACUGCUUCCUGAGCUCCUUCCCUGACGCGGUGGCCCACCUGCCGGCCGACGAGCUGGUGUCCCGCCGGAAGAACCGGCGCCGGAGGAACAGGGUCCCGGGGGGAGGGGACAACACGGCCUGGGCGAGCCUGACCCCGGGCGAGCUCUGGAAGAACAUCGCCUCGGAGGCUCAGAGCUACUACCACUUCACUCUGCAUUGCGAGAGUGUGGACCAGGCUGUGGAGAGGUUCGGACUACAGAAGAUCACGCUCCUCAGAGAAAUCUCCGUCAAAGCUGGCAUCCAGAUCCUGAUUAAAGAGUACAAUUUCGACAGCCGGCACAAGCCCACCUUCACUGAGGAGGACAUCCUCAACAUCUUCCCUGUGGUCAAGCACGUCAACCCCAAGGCCUCCGACGCCUUCCACUUCUUCCAGAGCGGCCAGGCCAAGGUCCAGCAAGGUUUCCUGAAGGAGGGCUGUGAGCUGAUCAACGAGGCCCUGAACCUCUUCAACAACGUGUACGGCGCCAUGCACGUGGAAAUAUGCGCCUGCCUGCGGCUCCUGGCCCGCCUCAACUACAUCAUGGGGGACCACCAGGAGGCCCUGAGCAAUCAGCAGAAGGCGGUGCUGAUGAGUGAGAGGGUGCUGGGCAUUGAGCACCCCAACACCAUACAGGAAUACAUGCACCUGGCCCUGUAUUGCUUUGCCAACGGCCAGCUGUCCACUGCCCUGCGGCUGCUCUACCGCGCGCGAUACCUCAUGCUCCUGGUGUGUGGGGAGGACCACCCCGAGAUGGCGCUGUUGGAUAGCAACAUCGGCCUGGUACUGCAUGGAGUGAUGGAGUAUGACCUUUCUCUACGCUUCCUGGAAAACGCCUUGGCCAUCAACUCCAAGUACCAUGGGCCACGCUCUCUGAAGGUGGCCCUCAGUCACCACCUGGUUGCGCGAGUGUACGAGAGCAAGGCUGAGUUUCGCUCCGCGCUGCAGCACGAGAAGGAUGGAUACACCAUCUACAAGAACCAGGUGGGGGAGAGCCAUGAGAAAACCAAGGAGAGCUCGGAGUACCUGAAGCACCUAACCCAGCAGGCUGUGGCUCUGCAGAGGACCAUGAAUGAGAUCUACAAGAACGGCUCUAAUGCGAGCAUCAUGCCGCUAAAGUUCACAGCUCCUAGCAUGGCGAGUGUCCUGGAGCAACUCAACAUCAUCAAUGGCAUUAUCUUCAUCCCCCUCAGCCAAAAGGACCUGGAGACGCUGAAGGCUGAGGUGCAGAGACGACAGCAGCUGCAGGAGCCUGGGAAGAGUGAGGAACUACCAGAGGAUAGUCAGCUGGAGCUGAAUGACAAACUGCCUGUUGACGAUUAACGCAGUGCCCCCUCUGGCCUGGAGGCCACGGAGCAACAGCCAUGUGCUCGAAACUGUGGACCUGAGAAUCAAGUUCUGUUUUAACAACGAAUUUAUGAAUUUGGGGUGGGAGGGUCGGACCACUGGGGAAAUGGAAAUCUAUUUGCAGAGAUGAUAAAGGCAGGGGUUAAAUUGCAAAUAAUGACAACGAUAAGUGUGCAUGUGCAAUUGGGGGCUGGGAAUGGAGCUGAAUGUCACUCGGUUUCUGGCUUUGUGGGUGUGUGUGUGUGUGUGUGUGUGUGUAAGAGAGAGACAGAGAGAAGGAGGUGAAGGGGGGGCGAGAAACACGCCAACAGAGCCUUAUCCAUGUUUCGUACCUCCCACCCCCCAGGACUUGCC